AUGGGCCUACGUCGCUGGAUGGCGCUAGCCGCCAUGUCCGUCCUCGCCACCAGCGUCGCUGCUGCUGCGGCCGAGACGACACUGGCGCCCGGCACCGCGCUCUACACUGACGCAGUGACAUACUGUGCAGAGCCAGUGGCCAUUAUCGUCGAGUCCAUGGACAUUGGCUAUCACCGCGACAACAAUUCCCUCACGUUUUCGUUUUCGUUUGCGUCCAUUGAAGACAACCUCAACGUCACGGCCAACAUCUACUUGAACGACUAUGGCAACACGCUCGCAAAUGUGACUGUUGAUCUGUGCGAGUUCCUGUCAGGUGUCCUGUGUCCCCUGCCUCAGGUCAACUUUACGGGCUAUGGCACUUACCCUAUGCCGUCCGACCUGUCGGCCAAGAUCCCCAGCAUUGCAUGGACAGUCCCCAACCUCGAGGCAUACGCGCGCGUCGAGCUCAUCAACCAGGCGACCGGCGACGUCGCAGCGUGCGUCCAGGCCACGCUCUCGAAUGGCUGGUCGACAAAGUACAAGGGCGUCUCGUGGGGGUCGGGCAUGUUCACACUUGCGGCGGUGCUUGUGGCGCUCGGGCACGCCGUGUGGGGCAAGUCGACGUCACCAGCGUUGUAUCGGUGGUUUGACGUCCUGUUCCUCUACCAGACGGCGGCCGCGGCGGGGCUCAUGCACCUCAACUACCCGUUGGUGUUUAGCAACUUUGCCCAAAACUUUACCUGGGCACUGGGCCUGCUGCACUCGGCCAAGAUGCAGACGAGCAUCAGCAAGAUGCGCGACAAGACGGGCGGACAGCUGUCGGACAGUGCAUACACCGAGGUCCAGUACAUUAACCGCAAGCUGUCGCCGUACAACGUCCUCACGUACAACAUGACCAAGGAGCUGUCCACCACAAGCACAGCAAAGUCGUUCCUCGCCAACGUCAUGACUACAAACCACGCCGACGCCGCCCACACACGCCGUGCCGCCAUUCCUUCCCUCAUCGACCAGCAAAGCGCGUCCGACCUGACAACCGGUAUCCCGGUCUACGUCAACUCGGCCAGCAUUCCGCUGGCCAACGCGUACGACACCAUCUUUUCUGGUUCCUCGCGUUCCAGCAGCAAGCAGGACUCGUGGGCGUCGCGCCUGCGUCGCCAGUGGUGGCCCUUUUGCAUCGCCAACGCACUGCGGUGCGCCUUGGGCUUCUUCUUCCCCAUCUUCAUCUUUGGCUUUUACCAGUGGACGAUCGGCCGCAAGGACUCUGGCCUGUCAAUCUUCUGGUCUGUCCUCGGCAUGUUGCUGGUCUUUGUGCCCCUCGUGUGGGCCUUGACAGUCGAAAUCCUCAAGUCCCGCCUCGAGUCGUACAACAGGCCCGACGUCUCGGAGCUGUACACCAACUAUGACCGCUGCCACUGGUUUUGGUUUGCGCCGCUGCUCCUGGCGACCAUUGCGCGCGCUGGGUUUAUCGCGUUUGGCCAGUCGAACCCAUGGGCACAGGUCAUUGGCUGCCUUGUGGUCGAGUUUAUUGUAUUCGUGUCCCUCAUUGUGUGCAGGCCACACAAGGACCGCAAGGGAGACUGGCUGGCUCCAGUCUUGAGCUUUUUCCGCAUGGCUCUGUUUGGCCUCUUGGUGGCGUUUAUCGAGAGCGUCAACCUCAAGGCUAUCCCGCGUACCGUCAUUGGCAUCGUCAUGAUCGCCCUGGUAGGCAUCCCCACGGUACUCCUCCUCGCGGGCCUGAUCUUCAACCUUGGCUACGGCUUGCUGUGGCGCCGCAACAAGGCCAGGUCAGAGGCCAGGCCCGAGGACGGCACCCUCCUCGACGACCCCUUCUACGAAUCGGCACAGGAGAUGCGUGCCGAGAACAACACCUUUGUCACCAUGGUCGGCAACGAUGCCACCAACAGCAAAGACAACAGCACACCCGAUUUCAGCACAGACAACAGCGGGUCCAACAGCGACCUCGCACCAGCCACACAGCACGCUCCCCUACCGGCAACAACGUACGAUGCGUACACUGCCUCUGCCAUGUACUCGGACGCAGCAGCGGGUAGGAGCAACCGCUACUCGUAUGGCGACGACCGCUUGGGUAGGGCAGUUUAG
Messenger RNA from Apiotrichum porosum, 2079 nucleotides. RefSeq lists its product as uncharacterized. The transcript has 6 exons. The record is from RefSeq and is a predicted model, not a curated record. Lineage: Eukaryota; Fungi; Basidiomycota; Tremellomycetes; Trichosporonales; Trichosporonaceae. Gene Ontology annotation, biological process: fungal-type cell wall biogenesis; transmembrane transport. Bases 1 to 2079 code for a protein of 692 amino acids.